GCGGAUAAAACCCCUCCCUCGCCUCAUCCCACGCCUUUUACAGGGUCUCCAUCCCUUCCACCAACGCCACCUUCUCUCGCAACGUUCUCUUUGUUUUCUCCAACAAGAAGAAAGAAAGAAAAGAAAGAGAGGGAGAGAGAGAGAAAGGGGCGAGGCUUUGGAGGGCUAGGCUUUAAUUCCGAUCGAGCGACCCGGCUAGCGAUCGUGGUGGGAGGAACGUCGGCGGGGCCAUGGAGUCGGAAUCGAUGAAGCUCUCGCCGAUGGAUCUGUUGUCGGCGAUCCUCACCGGGAAGUUUAGCGUCGAAGGGGUGUCGCUGGAGAUGGGGGCGGCGAUGAUCGCCGAGAACCGGCAGCUGCUGAUGAUACUGACAACCUCGCUGGCCGUGCUCGUGGGGUGCGUCAUCGUGUUCGUGUGGCGGCGGUCGACCGGGAAGAAGGCGAGCAGGCCGGUGGAGCCACCGAGGCCGCUGGUGCUGAAGACGGACCUGGAGCCGGAGGUAGACGACGGGAAGAAGAAAGUCACCAUCUUCUUCGGCACGCAGACCGGCACAGCGGAAGGGUUCGCCAAGGCCCUUGCAGAAGAGGCUAAAGCGCGAUACGAUAAAGCUACUUUUAAAGUCGUCGAUCUGGAUGAGUACGCAGACGAUGAUGAGGAGUACGAGGAGAAAAUGAAGAAAGAAACCUUAGCUCUGUUCUUCUUGGCUACGUAUGGAGAUGGGGAACCAACUGAUAAUGCCGCCAAGUUCUAUCGAUGGUUUACUGAGGGGAAAGAAAGGGAGAAUUGGGUGGAGAAUCUUCAGUAUGCUGUGUUUGGUCUGGGGAACAGGCAGUAUGAGCAUUUCAAUAAGGUUGGUAAGGUGGUUGAUGAGAUCCUUGCUGAUCAGGGUGGGAAGCGUCUCAUCCCUGUGGGUCUUGGAGAUGAUGAUCAAUGCAUUGAGGAUGAUUUUACUGCAUGGAAGGAGCUUCUGUGGCCCAAGUUAGAUCAGUUACUUCGGGAUGAAGAUGAUGUUUCAGGUGCAACCACUCCUUACACAGCUGCUAUUCCUGAAUAUAGGGUUGUCUUCAUCAAUCCCAAUGAAGCCGCACAUUUGGAAAAGAGUUGGAGUCUUGCAAAUGGCCAUGCUGUUCAUGACAUUCAACAUCCAUGCAGAGCUAAUGUGGCCGUGCGGCGGGAACUUCACACCCCAGCUUCUGAUCGGUCUUGCAUUCAUCUGGAAUUUGACAUUGCUGGCACUGGUCUUACGUAUGAAACGGGAGAUCAUGUUGGCGUAUAUGCAGAGAAUUGUGCUGAGACUGUGGAGGAGGCAGAAAGGCUGCUGGGUUAUUCAUCAGACACAUUUUUCACUAUUCAUGUGGACAAAGAGGAUGGCACGCCACUAAGUGGCAGCUCAUUACCACCACCUUUCCCAUCUCCAUGCACAUUAAGAACUGCACUUGCACGAUAUGCUGAUCUCCUGAAUUCACCCAAAAAGAGUGCUUUAGGUGCAUUAGCUGCGCAUGCAUCUGAUCCAAAUGAAGCUGAGCGGUUAAAAUUUCUGGCCUCACCAGCUGGAAAGGAUGAAUAUUCUCAGUGGAUAGUUGCAAGUCAGAGGAGCCUUCUAGAAGUUAUGGCUGAGUUCCCUUCUGCCAAGCCUCCACUUGGAGUUUUCUUUGCAGCUAUAGCCCCUCGUUUGCAGCCUAGAUAUUACUCAAUAUCAUCUUCACCAAGGAUGGCACCAACUAGAAUUCAUGUGACAUGUGCAUUGGUGCACGGACCAACACCAACAGGAAGGAUUCACAAGGGAGUCUGUUCAACUUGGAUGAAGCAUUCUGUUCCAUUGCAAGAAAGCCAAGAAUGUAGCUGGGCUCCUAUAUUUGUGAGACAAUCAAAUUUUAAACUGCCUGCAGAUUCCUCGGUACCAAUUAUAAUGAUUGGCCCUGGCACAGGGCUGGCACCCUUCAGGGGCUUCUUGCAGGAAAGGUUGGCACUGAAGGAGGAUGGCUCACAACUUGGUCACGCUAUUCUCUUCUUUGGAUGCAGGAACCGUAAAAUGGACUUCAUUUAUGAAGAUGAACUGAAAAAUUUUGUUGAAAGAGGGGCUCUUUCUGAGCUUAUUGUGGCAUUCUCUCGUGAGGGCCCAACAAAGGAGUAUGUGCAGCAUAAAAUGGCUGAGAAGGCCUCCGACAUAUGGAAUGUCAUCUCCCAAGGUGGUUACAUUUAUGUAUGUGGUGAUGCUAAGGGUAUGGCAAGAGAUGUCCAUCGAGCACUACAUACCAUUGUUCAAGAGCAGGGAUCUUUGGACGGCUCGAGGACUGAAAGUAUGGUGAAAAGCCUGCAAAUGGAAGGCAGAUAUCUGAGGGAUGUUUGGUGAGUUGUUCCUAAAGUGGUUUCUCCUUAUAUCUUCGGAUGCAGUGGCACCCCUUGCGGAAACGUAAUACUAUUUUGUUCAGCACCUCGGAAAAGGAGGCUUUGGGGCUGGGGGCGCAUAAAGUUUGCCCCGACUUCUCAGCCAUCACGAAGACUUAUGUUGUCUGGACUAUGUGAUUCUUUUAACAUUCUAACAAGUUUUUUGUCCACGUAUAACAUAUAUAUAUAGAUUUAUAUUUAUUAUUAGGCUGAUUUAUUGGGAAAAAUAAACUAUUAUAUAAUUUGGGAAAGGGGUUCUGCUGCGAAUGGAACAAGCAUGUAUAAGUGAAUUAUUCAUCUCGUUAGUGCAUUUCAAAGUGUGAAAUAGUGAUGCUGCCAUA
Elaeis guineensis (African oil palm) is the source of this 2727-nucleotide messenger RNA. Its product is annotated as NADPH--cytochrome P450 reductase 3-like. Gene Ontology annotation, cellular component: cytosol. Lineage: Eukaryota; Viridiplantae; Streptophyta; Magnoliopsida; Arecales; Arecaceae. Gene Ontology annotation, molecular function: FMN binding; flavin adenine dinucleotide binding; NADPH-hemoprotein reductase activity. The record is from RefSeq and is a predicted model, not a curated record.